UCUGUCUGUGUUUGUGUGUUCAUUAAAAAUGAGUAAGUUAAUAAGUAGUUUCACUUCCCUCUCUAUUAAUACACUUUCUCUCUUUCUCUCUCUCUCUUGGGCGUCUCUGUCACAUUUAGCAGUUUAUUUUAAUUCCAGGAAACAUUCAAACUCAUCUGAACACUUCAGAAGAGCUUCAGGAGAACUGAAUCUACUGACAACAGAAAGGAUCAUUUAAUAAGAGAGAAGGAUGAGGAUCAUCUUGACUUUCACUCUGCUGAUGAUUCCUGGUGUCGUGAGCUCCAUCAGUGUGACAGGAUAUUCAGGAGGAGGAGUCAAGAUCACAUGCAAAUAUAAGACAGAAUAUACGGCAAAGUCUUUUUGUCGAGGUGAUCAGAGGUCCACAUGCUCUGAACUCAUCAAGACUGAGACUAAAGAUAAAUGGGUUAAUUCUGGAAGAUUCUCUCUGUAUGAUGACACAAGAUCAGCAGUCUUGAAUGUGACCAUCAGAGAUCUGAGUGAAAAGGAUUCUGGGACGUACAACUGUACAUUUGGUAAAACAGGAGAUAAAGAUUCCUACACUGAAGUGAAUCUGAAGGUUAUAAGAGAUCAACAAAACAGGACUGUGAGCGGAUAUUCAGGAGGAAACGUCAUUAUAAACUUCAAAUAUAAGAUGAAACACAAGAACAAUGUAGAAGUCUGUAAAACUGCAGCAGAUCAAUGUUUGACUGUAAUGAACACUAACAGAGCAGCAGAACAGAAACAUGACGGACGAUUCUCUGUUUAUAAUAACAGAUCUGCAGAUCUCUUACGUGUGUUUAUCAGAGAGCUGAAUGUGAAUGAUUCUGGAAAAUAUAAGAUUACAGUCAAAGUUACUGAACAAUACAGUGUCUUCUCUGAGUUUAAUCUGGACAUCAGAGACGAUGAUUGUUGUGAGAAGAGCAUCAGUCUAUCAGCUGCUGCAGGAGGAUCUGUGAACAUCAGCUGCAAAUACCCACAAUCCCACAUUAAUGAUGUGAAGUUUCUCUGCUGGAGAUCUGGAGAUGAUCUCUGUGCUGAAGUGACGUCUGUGAAGGAGAGCAGAAGAUGGAGUCCUGAGGGAAAGAUCCAGCUGUUUGAUGACAGGGAAAAGCAGCUCCUGAUGGGAAGCAUCAGUCAUGUGACUGAACAAGAUUCAGAAUACUGGUGUGGAGUUCAGUCUGAUCAAGGACACAAGAGCUUCAUCACACGAGUCCUGAUCGAUCUUACAGAUCAGUGUCUGGUGUUGCAGCAUAAGUGUGGUAAUGUGGAUACAGUAGAAGUGCAGGUUUUAGUGCUGCUCGACUUCCAUCAUUACCUCUCUGUGCAGAUCAGGCAGAUAACAGAGCAGGUGAGGGACUGCACUGUUUCACCUAUACCAGAUGAUCAGCCUCAAGCUACAUCAAGGUAUCGUACCCCUGCUCAGAGAUUCGAUGUUCCUCCUCAUGCUCAGUCUCAUCCAUAUGCUGAACCCAUCCACUGUGAUGAGAAGUCCAGAGACAACUAUUAUCUAUACUUGGGUGUCAAUAGCAAAACUGAAACGGAUACUAAAGACAACUCCUGUCUGGUUAACACCACCAAGGACACCCUGUAUGUAGAUUGCUGUAUCUACAGCCACAAGGUUCUUCUAAAGGUGAGCAAAGUCAUCACUAACGGGGACAAAUCUAUUGAGGCAUAUACUGUAUUAGACGAUGGGGUGGAGAGGACCAUACUGCUCCACACAGCAGCACAGCAGUUAAAUCUGAAGGGGCAGCCUAAGGACCCAAUACUGCGAACGCAAAUCAAGUUUGUGUCCACCAAUCCACCAGGAGCACCUCACUUUGGUGGAUGCUGGGAGAAGGAGAUCCGUUCAAUCAAAACAGCUCUCCAAGUUACCAUUGGAGCACAGACUGUGACGGAAGAAGUCCUGAGAAUAGUCUUGACUGAAAUUGAAGAGAUUUUCAACUCAAAACCUCUUGGUUACACCUCUUCAGAUAUUUCUGACAUUGCGCUGAGCAGACAUGCAGAAUGA
This is a messenger RNA of Megalobrama amblycephala (Wuchang bream), 2008 nucleotides long. Its product is annotated as polymeric immunoglobulin receptor-like. Bases 230 to 2008 code for a protein of 592 amino acids. The record is from RefSeq and is a predicted model, not a curated record. The transcript has 8 exons. Lineage: Eukaryota; Metazoa; Chordata; Actinopteri; Cypriniformes; Xenocyprididae.